AUGUAUUAUACCUGUACCGUUUCUUUAUUUACUACUUAUGAAAUUCAUUCCAGUCUGAUGUAUGCGGUAGAUGGCUCUGAGUCGCGUAGAGCCUGCUACUGGGUUGAACCGAAAAUGGAGAAAGACGAGGACAGGUAUCGUCUGAAGAUAGCAGUUUUGCAGGACUACUAUGAUGCUGUCGCCUUGGUCAGUUUUCGUUGUGCUCCCAGAUGCAGUUUCAUUUUUCAUUUUCUGAAAAUAUGA
This is a messenger RNA of Haemonchus placei, 243 nucleotides long. Lineage: Eukaryota; Metazoa; Nematoda; Chromadorea; Rhabditida; Trichostrongylidae. The record is from the annotation of a GenBank genome assembly.